CUUCAGUCAGUCGCGUGGAACUGGUGCGGCUGUCGGAGAGAAAGAGAGAGACGGAUGCAAACGCUGAGGCGGAGAGGCAGCUCCUGAGCAGACGCUGGGUCAGAGCGCUCAGUCGCUUCAGACAAUCACGGGAGGGAGCGAGAGAAAGACACAGGAAAAGAGACCUGCACAGAAAACACAGAGGCAGAGAGGUUUGAAACGGGAGGAAGAGACAGAGGAGGGAGGUAAAUAUGUGACAGGAUGUGGUUUCCCUGAGCUUGCAGAACACUGGUAUACAGGCAUACUUUGAGCAUGACCUAAACAAGCCGAGUGUACAAGUGUAGUGUUUGAGCUCCAUUAGGUGGUGAGAGGGGAAGACGAAGCAAAAAAAAACCGCUGGAGCUGCUUCUGCUUCUGCUUCUCGUGCCGCUGAGCCUAGCGCAGCACAACAGACGCUUCUCUCGUUUCUCUGCCACCGACACCCGGAGGACUGUGUUCCCCUCAAAGCUCCGCGGGCAGCUGAGGUCGUCUCCUCGGACAGGAUCUGAACCCUUCCUCCUCCUCCUCCUCCUCCAUCCUCCCCUCUUUUUGUGAUUCCUCUUCCACACCAGAGUAGAAUGUCAGCUGGAAGCUCCGGUCCGGCUGCUGCAUUCGAGUCGUCCGAGCAGUGAACUUUUUUUUUCUUCUUCUUCUUCUAAAACCAGAUUGCGAAACAGUGUCUGUGCACAGAGCGACUGACAAACCGUGGAGCCAUGGGCUGCGGGCUGCGAAAGAUGAAGCCACCCUCAGAGGAGGACAGUCCGGGGAAGAUCUACUCCACCCUGAAGAGGCCGCAGGUGGAGACCAAGGUGGGCGUGGCCUACACGUACCGCUACCUGGACUUCCUGAUCGGCAAAGACGGUGGGACGUCCACCCUGCGACUGUCGUCGGUGCGGGAGCUGCCGGGUCAGCUGCAGGAGCUCUACCAGCAGGGCUUCGUCCUGGCUGCCGUCCACCCGUUCAUCCACCCCUGUGGUCCGGAGUCCAACAGCCCUCAGCACCAGCUCUACCGGGCCAUACUGGUGCGGAUAAAUGACGGGGUGGAGAGGAGCCAGUCGGUCUGCCCGACGUACAAACUGCAGCUGGAAGAAUGUCUGUCUCCCGAGCAGGUGCCCACCCCGGAGCUCAUCCAGGGCUACGUCAAGAAGCAGAUACAGGAUGCUGCAGACCAGGGCGUGAUGUUUGUGGGGUUUGUCCAGGAGCCAUAUGGAGCCCCGUGCACCCGGAUCAGAGAACCAGACACGCCCUCCCUGUCCCUGCACUCCAGCCCCAGCUCCGUGCUCGGCUCCCUGGGCAGCUGCAGCCCCUCGGACCCCUCGAGCCCCAGGAAUCACGCGGAGCCGGGAGCUCAGGCCGAAAACGCCGAGGCCGGGGAAGGAGCGCCGAGCGGGGAGAAGAGUCAGAGCCAGAGCCAGAGCCAGAGCGACGGGAAGGAGGAGGGCGCCCAGGACGAGGUCUCGUCCGCUGCGUCUCCCGUGUCGGAGGGAGAUCCGGAGCACAGCGAGGAGCUGACGGAGGAGGACUCGCCUCAUCACAAUAACAAUAAGGACAGCGGCACGGAGACAAAGGAGAGGCCGAGAUACAGGCUGCGGAGAGGUGAUGGGGUGGAUCUGCUGGCUCUGUACAACCACCCGCCGGUCCGUGAGGGCCAGGUGAAGUACUACACCGUCAAGGUGCCUCUGCGGGUUCAAAACUGUGACGAAGGGGUCAAAGGGGUGGAGGCCAACUGGCUGGAUCACAUGACCCAGCACUUCAACAACGGAGCCUCUCUGGUCGAUGGAUACUUCCACCUGGGCAACGUGAACGAUUUGCUGCCUAAGUCGGUGGAAAGCGUCUUCAUCUUCCAGGAGGCUGGCGAGGGCGAGCCGAACGUGGCCAACCCGACAUACGACGCCAUCGUGGUGGAGCAGUGGACCGUCAUUGAUGGUUUGCAGGUGAAGGCUGAUUAUGUUCCCCUGCUCCAGUCCCUGGCCACAUACGGAUGGAAACUCACCUGCGUGCUGCCAACUCCAGUAAUCAAGACUAACAGCGAUGGAAGUCUGUCCACCAAGCAGAUCGUUUUCCUGCAGCGACCCGUGUUGGGCCGAAAGAGAAGAGACUCGAAGAAAUUAAUCUUCAAGCCCCGGAGCAAGUCCAACAAGAACUGCAUCAAAGAAACGGCCAAGAACAAGAAGAAGAAGAAAACAAAGGACGAGAAGGACGCGGAGGAUCCCAAGAUCCUCGACGACAGGGAACAGGCUGAGAGGGAGGAGGAAAAGAGCGGCGACGAAAGGGUGAACGCGGCCGAGGCCGAGGCGGCGAGUGAGAUACUGAAAGGAAGCGAGGCGACGUGUGAGGAGGGUGGAGGAAAGAUUGAUGGCGGGGUGGAAGUGAGCCCAGAGACUGUCGCAGAAAAAGACAGAGGAGCAGAAAACGCCACUGAAGUGGGAGAAGAAAAGGUGGCGCUGGACGGAGAGGGAUCAAAACAGAACGGAGAGCCUUUAGAGAACGGAGAGGUCAAGGAAGUGACGGAAACCUUCGCGACUGUGGAAGCACGGAGCGAGACCAAAGAAAAGGACGGCGCCGCAGAGGUCGAAGCUGUGACGGAGAACGGGGUGGAGACGGACGAGGACAGAGAUGAAGGGGACGCGAUCAAAAGCAAGAAAGAAGAAGACGUGGAGGUCGCCGCCAAGGAGGCCGAGCCACAGGCUUCAAGUCAAAGCCCGGAGGAGACUCAAGAGUGACGCGCGGCUCGUCCCCACCCUACCUCUCAAGUCCCCCGUCUUAAGAAACUGGUCCCCGAUUCCAAAUUAACAGGGCUUUAACCCCCGAGACGCCGCAGCUCACUCCUUCUCCCACAGAUGAUUCCCCCUGCGACCUGCCUCAGUGCAGCUACAGGAACAAUUAACCGAAGCCAUCGUCCUACUGUACAACCACACACACUGAAUGUACUACACAUGGAACCCGGGACGAGUCGGUGCGGAGUCACUGUGAAGGCCUGGUCACACCAGAAAAAUUAAAAUUUAACAAAAUCAGUGAAAUCAGUUCAUUCCAGUGGAAUCUGUGCCAUUAAUGAAGCCACUGCGCUAAAACUAGGGCUGGUUCUUAUCACCUAAAAUAUAUAUGAAGGUAUGUUUAUGGAUUAGACGGGAUUUUACUGUGAUGACGAGUAAAUAUUGUAGAAUAGUCCCAAACUCGUUGCAGACCACGUGUUAGUAGAAAUCUGGAGACGUUUACAGCUCAGAGAUAUAAGAAAAAAAAAGAGUUAAAUGAAGAAAUAGGGAUGAUUAUUUUGACGUAUUUAUUCCUAUUUAACCAGCUACCGUAAUAACCGUAGUAAGUUUUGUUCUCAUUCAUAAAAAGCUAAAAUUGCCGCUUCCUUUUUCGGACCUUUCUAUCUUCACCACCCCUCACAAUGAUCUGGUCUGUGUAAUCGCUGUGUAAUCAAAUACUCAAAUAUUUAAAAAUUCAUAUGAUAACAAAAAUAAAUACCAGUAUUCAUAUGAACCACCCAGCGCCAGCUCAAACCAUGGAGACAGUGGGUUAAUUAGUGGAGCUCAGUAGAAUAUUAUGUUAUAUUAUAUCAUGGCUGUUUCUAAUGGAUCUCUACCUACUGUAGUUUCAGAACCAUGAACAGCGGCUCAGAUUAAAACUCAGACCCCGGUAGUUUCCACCGCAGCCUCUGGUUAUAAACCGGACACCGGUAUAAAGACACUGGUGUUCCUUCUACAUCAGCGUGAUCCCAUCAAUAAUCAACCACACGCUGAUCCGUUAUUCAAUGACAGCACCACACACAGUGCACUCGUUAAAUACUUUCAUUCUUUAUUAUUCAGUGAGUUAACGGCUCCGAGGACAGAGUGUUUUAAAGGACUCUUAUAACAAACAUUCAGGAGGCUCUUUCGUUUUUCAGGCGAGUAUUUAUAGCAGCAUUUAGAGAUCAGACCUAUAAAAUGCAAAACUGUUCACCCCUGUUUUCUGCGCUGGUCAGCUGUGAUCAGAUUCCUCCGGUAUGGAUGUUAAUGAGACGGGUCUGAACGGGUCCCUCAUUGUCUCGUUAAGAGGCCGAACUAAAUUUCACUCGAGCUAUAUUUACACGUUCAAUACGUCUUUAUUGGAUUAGAUGGUUUACAGAACAGCAAAGAGCCUUGAAAAUAGAAAAAUAAAGAGAUUCUGAAUGAGUUAAAGCGGUUCAACAAUCUUAGUAUCGACUAUUUACAAAUUAACUUUGGCGUUGCUCUUCCUGGUGUGACCAGGCCUUGGCGGAGAGGAGGAGGAGGAAGGAAGGAGGAAGGAGGAAGGAAGGAAGGAAGGAAGGAGCGUUGUGUCGUUCUUGCUGCAGGUAAAGCGAGAGUUUGGUUGGUUCAACAGCCUAAAAGGACGUCACCACCAAACAGGAACACGAGUCCUAACGGAGAGACAGGAGACUCGUCCUGUUCUAUGAGGUGCUUUCAGCCGCCAGUCGAGCUGUUGGACCCACUCUCUGCAGUUUUGAAGAGGCUGCGAAAAGAACCCUGACGAGACUCGGAGAAGCGUCCCCCUGUGAUCCCAGACUGUUUCCCUGCUCCGCUGAAAGUUGGGAUGCGGCGGGAGCUCGGGGAGGCGAGGCGACGGGGGGGGGGGAGGCGUUCGUUUGCGACAGGCAAUCCAAAGCAAAGGCUGGAGAGAUAAUUGUUUACGCUGAGCUCUAAGCCAUCAAGUGCUUCAAAGAGAGCCGAUAAUCAGUCUUCGGUGCGGCGUGCGAAGCUCACCUUGCAUCCAGAAUGUUCCAUAUUCAAAAAGCCAAGUCAGAUAAGGAAGUGAAAUUCAGCCGAAUGUUUGCACCUCGACGGGCAGAGCUCACAGUUUAGACGGUUAACGAUUUAUUUCUAAGUAUUAUUUUUAAUUCCAGCUGGAAAAAAAAAAAAAAAAAAAAAAGUGACAAGAAGCAAGAUUCACAGCCUCGUUGCCGAGCGAAGGCCAGAGCUGAGAAAGACAAAGAAAGAGAGCGGCCGCAGAGUCGAAUAAAAGAAACGAACAGGCUUAAAGUAACUGCCGUUCAUGUCCAUCAUUUUACCUCCACCUCUUACCUGACAGUAACCACGUCAUAAUGUAGAAAAAAUUUUAAAAAAUUAAAAGAAAAGGAGGUGGAACCGGAGGAGGGAGGCGCUGCAGAGCUCCUGUUAGCUCACUAAUGGAUCCUGUCAGCGGGGGUUAUCUGUCAGUAAUCAUGCGUUUAUAAAGGGGGUGGGGGGGGUCAGUUAUCGGCAGAAAAACACCUCGACGUGUCGGGCGUUCGUGUUCAACAGUGAUGUCAUAGGGAAUCGUUUGCACUGAGGAGGGAAAAAAAGAAAAAGAAAUGACACACAGGAAGGAUAUUUAUUAAACCGCCGCGCAAUUCGGUUAAUGAAGAACUUAAACUACCUGCUGUCCUGCUUUACACAGACUGUAAUUUGUCACAAUUUGGAGAUUUUUGUUUUGUGAGAGUAAAUUGGGGAAAAAAAUAAAUAAAUAAAUGAAUAAAAAUAAAACAAAGCUCCUUUUCUGGAGGAGAAACUCUUGAGUUCGAUUGAUUGCGCCGAACAAGUGCUCCUUCUCCUUCUCCCCGGGGGAUUAAUCCAACCUGCCACUGAGAUUCUUUUUCGAUGUAAAAUGGCAAAUGUGUGUUUGUGUAGAGUAGAAUAUAAAACUGUGACCAGUUUAGCCUUAUUCCUAUCCUGUAAAUGGCCCCACAACCUGCUACUAGACUCGUCUGUUAGAGGCACAACUCGUGGUUUAAGUGUUUCAUGUUCGUUCUAGUCACACACAGGUUUUUUUUGUUUUUUUUUUGUUGUUUUUGUUGUUUUGCUGCAGUCAGUGUUCGUAUUUUUGAAGAUAUUGUCCCAUGUUUUAUUACUGGAACUCAGCGCAAGAGGAUAAAUGUCUGUAUGAAGGUAUUACAUUUUGGAUUUAUUUCUAACAUUUUUUUAUUAUUAUAAUUUUUAUUGUGAAAGAUUUUUUUUGUUUUUUUGUGUUGCCUCUGCUGUUCUGCUAAAGCUUGCAACAAUGUAUCGCUGACUGACGCUUCGAGCUACCUCCCGAGGGCUGUUGUUGUUUUUUUUUUUUAAAAAAACAAACAAAUAAAAAAAAAGAAACGAGGGGGGGGGGGGGUCAUGGAGCAGCGACCCCCCCCCUCCCUGAAGCAUACGCUCCUUGUCCCUCGUGACGGAGACCAGACCUGCGAGCGCGAGGUCGCCGCUAAUGGCCGACGGGGUUGAGGGUCGUGUUUUUGGAGCGAGGAUGGAUUUUAUUCCACAGCUGUGCGCAGGAGUUUUGCACGAGCACAUGACAAAUAACCGCCCCGGUGUUGAAUUGAGAUACGUGACAGACUCAAAAUAUUCUCAACUUCAUUCCCUCGGGUGCUUUUCUGGUUUUAUUUUCACCCUCGUAUCGUCCUCCCACUCUCUGAUGCUUCGGGGUCACAUGUGGUUUGCACUUCUGCAAAGAUGUGUCAAAUAUGUCUGAAUUAGUAGAAAAGACGACGGUUAAUAAUAAUUAUAAUAAUGUGGGACAUCAAAUUAGAUGAUGCUUUUAUUUAUUACACAUUUAUUUUAGGCUUUAGGAAUAGUCACAUAGACCAAACCAGUUUUGAUGCUGGAGGGCGAAGGAUGCAGGUUGGUGGUUUUAUCCUCUGGGUGAAAUUUUACCCAUCGGGUCUAAUUAUUUUAUUUAUGUACUGGUCUAAUGCCCAUGGAUUCUGCAGAGAAGUCUGUAAUAUAUAAAAGUAAUGCGAGUCAUUAAUUUAAUGACUUUAGACAAAAUGUAGAAAGAUUUAACACCAGUGACUCGUGACUUCGUUUAGACUUGAAAAAAAAAAUGAAAACGCAUCCACUCACUCAGAAUAAGGUGCAACAUUUUAUUUCAGGCUUCAUUAAUAAUCAAACAGACCGAGUCAGUUCUGACCCAGGAGGGAGAAAGUUGCACGAUUGACGGUUUUGUCCUCUGGGUGAAAUUUUACUCAUCUUGAAAGUUUUUACAUUACAUAAGUUUAUAUAAAUAGUGGCCUAUUGCCCAUGGAUUCUGCAGAGAAGUCUGUAAUAUAUAUUGGUAAUUAGCAGAUGUGUAAACUCAAGUCAUUAAUUCAAUAACUUUAGACUCGACUUGACAAAAUGUAGAAAGAUUUAACACCAGUGACUUGUGAAUUCACUCGGACUUCAUCCUUUACAUCAGAUGUCUGCAGUACCUCCACGGACCACAUGGGGGUCACGGACCCCCAUUAAAGACCUUUGCUUUAUGCAAAACCUGCAAAUUAAAAAGUGUCCACUCACCAAUUUGUUCAAUAAUAAUUCAAUAAUUCGCUGAAAGGAAGUUGGCUACAAAUGAGUGUUACAUUUCAUUUUAACAGAGCGGGUCAAAGGUCGACGGGAAGACGAUACGAGGGUUCAGCACUUUUCAAGUAUCACUUCAGAAAUAUUUCCUGCUGCGUCUCAGCCUGAAAUCGAGACUCGUCUGUGACUUUCACUGUUUUGUCAGAAUGUGAAUUAUGAAAGUUAAGACCAGAAGACGCCUUUUGACCGGUGACCACAUCAUUCUGAAUAUGUGAGGUAUUUCCCGUGUGCCUCUCCUUUUCUCUGUUUUCCUUUUUCUUUAAUCUGUGGCUACACAGUCAGACCAGUCGAUUCAAUGAGGACGUGCGUCCUAAACGUCCGAACCUUGGAGCGGUUAGAGCAUCUUCCCCUCAGACGUCCUGUGAAAACACACACGACCAUUUUCUCCUUUAUCUGUGGAAAACAAGUUCAAGGAGGAGGUGAUCUCCAUUGACCGGUUUUCCCGAUCGUGACCUCGACAGCAGCUCCAGCCGGUCCCGUAUCCGCCCGUCCCACCUGAGGCCCCCUGCACUCCACCUCCUCUCGCCUGAUAAGGGCUGAUUGGUUGCUGUGCAGCCCGACCUCUGACCUCUGACACUGACUACGCUCCAGGGACCGUCUGUAAUUGUGAUUUUUAAAAAAAAAAAAAAAAAAUGAAAAGAAAAGGAAAACACAGAAACACGAGGCAGGAUCUGACACUUCAUCGGUGUCAACUUAGCGGUUAGCAUUAGCCGCGGCUAAUGUAACACACGCAUCUACGUGUAAAAGGUGAUUUACGGUUUCUCUGUCUUUUAUCGGCGUAAUUGUCUCUGAGCCUGGAUUGUGGCGCUGGUGCAGUCGUUCUUGGUAAUGCUGUAAAAAAAUAAAUGAAUAAAGGUUCCUUUCCUGUGUGCUACUAUGAUGUGAAAUGGGCAGAGUAGAAAAGACAGAACAUGAUACAAUAGGACGCCAUCAUUUUUUGUUUUUAUGUUUUUUUUUUCUGUGUUGUCAUUUUAGCUUUUACAGCCUCUGGAAAAAAAUGUAUUCUUGGAUUUCUGUGUCUGAUGUGAGUUUUUUUUUUUUAUUAUUAUCACCUCGGCUGCCAUCUUGAAUGUUGAGUAUCUUUGAUCAUGUGCCGUCGUCACUCGCUUCGCUCGAUCGAGGGGAGGGGGGAGGAAGAAGUCCUCUUUAUCUUUGCUAUCCUGUCCACAUUCCUAUUGUUCAUGACAUCUGUACAAUUUGUAUAUUAUAAAAUGAUUUAUAUUUAAUGUGUA
Messenger RNA from Mugil cephalus (flathead mullet), 8572 nucleotides. Its product is annotated as raftlin-like. The record is from RefSeq and is a predicted model, not a curated record. NCBI's taxonomy places the organism in Eukaryota, Metazoa, Chordata, Actinopteri, Mugiliformes, Mugilidae. The coding region runs from base 732 to 2741 and encodes 669 amino acids. The transcript is spliced from 10 exons.